ACUUGAGGGGAUGGAGGCUUUAUUGGGGUGGUGAGCGCUCUCUCAGAUAGCAUCAGAGUGCACUGCAAAAAUUAAUUUGCUUUCUAGGAGAUGCUGCUAAGUGAUGAAGCCGCGUGCUUGAUGUGUACAGCACUUUUCUCUCCACUUUUCGGAGCCAAAAGUGGAUUAUGGACGAGUCGAUCUCCAGCGUGAGAGAGGAGAGGGGCGACUGCACCUGAACAACACAAAGCGAAUGCCGCAUCACUCUCUGGCUGUGCCAGCCGCGCAGUGGGAAUGGAUACCGGCAAUUUCCUCGCGGGGAUAUGCUUUUUCCUGCUGUCGCUCAAUGGGCUCGCCUCUUCCUCUCCGGCGACAAGCUUUUGUCCCGACCGCUGUGACUGUCAGCACCCGCAGCACCUCAUGUGCACCAACCGUGGGUUGCGCACCGUGCCCAAACCCGCCGCGCGGGUGUCCGAGGAGGUGCUGAUCUUCAGCCUUGGGGGUAACUUCAUUAGUAACAUCUCUGCCUUUGAUUUCACACGGUACAGUAACCUCGUGCGGUUGAAUUUACAGUACAAUCAAAUACAAAAUAUUCACCCAAAAGCAUUUGAGAAACUCUCCAGGUUGGAGGAGCUGUAUUUGGGACAUAAUCUUUUAUCAAAUAUCCCCGCUGGGACUUUACAGUCCCUGAAGAAAUUAACUAUUCUCUGUGGAAAUAAUAAUGACAUUAAGAAAAUCACACCGGAGCUCUUUGCCAACUUGGAUACUCUUGUUAAACUGCGUCUGGAUGGCAACUCCAUAGAAUCUCUGCAGGACUCUGUUUUUAAAAGUUUGACCGGCCUACAUUAUCUGCACCUGGAAUCCAACAAACUGCAGCACAUUCACAGAAACGCUUUCUCCAAACUCACCAACCUGCGCUUUCUAAACCUGGCGCACAACAAGCAGUCAGCCGUGCGCAAUGCCCUCACUUUCUCCCAACUCAAAGCUCUGACAACUCUACUGCUGUCUGAGAAUGAAAUUCAGUACGUCGGGAACCACGUCUUCCAAAAUCUGAAAAAGCUGUCCAGACUGUCCCUCAGCAACAACAGGAUCUCUCAUCUGGAAAGCGAGGCUCUCAGGGGGCUGUCGAGCCUCAGAGAACUUCUGAUUGACGGCAACGAGCUGGAGGAAAUCCCCGCCGGUCUCCUGGACUCUCUGGAGCGCAUCGAGGAGCUGGACUUCAGUCGCAACCGAAUUUCCAGUGUGGACUCUUUGGCUUUUAAGCAACUUAAACAUCUGAGGGUGCUGAAGCUGAAGAACAACAUGCUCACCAGCCUGUCUGGGGAAAUUUUUGCUCUCAACAACGUACUUUACGACCUGGAUCUCCACGGCAACAACUGGACGUGCGACUGUCGCCUGGAGGAGCUGAAAAGAUGGAUGACUGCUGCGCGUUCUCAGGGCAAACUGUUAACUGUUUUUGUAAAGUGUCAUCACCCAGCAACUCUGAGGGGGAAAUAUCUGGACUAUGUGAACAGCUCCCAGCUGCAGCCCCUCGGGAACUGGACCCACUUGUGCAGGAGCCAAGCUGGGCCUGAGGAGAGCAGGGGAGGUGGGGUGUUGGUAAAGGUUGGGGGGAAAGAGGGAGGAACUGCGGAUAUAAUAAAUCAGGAGGGGAGAGGUGAAGAAGGCCAGGUGGAGGAGGCAGAAGGUGUAGAUUUGAGACAGGGCAGCAGGGAUGGAGUCACAAUGAGGAAUGGGGGAGAGAAAAGGAAGAGAGAGGGACAGGUGGAGGUGGAAAUCCAGGGAGACCAAGGGGGUCUAGAGAUGGCAGAAGCCUCCUCUCUGCAAAGGAAGAAACCAAAGAAAGAGUCACUCAGUCCAAGAUCACAACCUGCUGCUGAGGCUGCUGGGAAACGUGCCAAAGGUAGACGAAGGUCAAAUGUCAUUUCCAAAACUGAUCCACCACCUACUUCCACUCAAGGUCCUGCUGGAAACCAGGACAGAAGCUCCACUGAUCCAAACAUAGGGUUCACCCCCACUUCUUCAGUCCAGUCAGGAGAAAAGUUCGACCUUCUGAGGUCAGAUCAGGAAGCUCUACCUGUAAUCACAGAUCCCUGUGUGUUCAACCGCCAUUUUAUCACUAAUGUUUCAGUGGAUCAAGUGACAUCUAGUACUGUCACCAUCUACUGGACCACCAGGGAUCAUCACCGCUACACACCAGGAUCUGGACCUGGCCUAGAUGAAGUCCACUACAGGAUUCUGUUUGACCGCUUUGGCACUCCAGAACGUUUCCCCCGCUAUGUUUACGCUCGUGGCACAGCUCGCUCUGUAACCCUUAGAGAACUCAGCUCAGAUGUGACCUACAUGGUCUGCGUGGAGGGAGUAGUAGGAGGAUCUGUGUGUCAAGUUGCACCCCGUGACCACUGCGCAGGGCUCGUCACUCUUCCUGAGGGACUCAGCCGUGGAGGCCUGCUGACCUCUGACCUCCAGCUGGUGACGGUGGCCACACUGGCUGGGAACGCUGUGCUGCUGCUGGUCAUUGGCGGGGUCUGGCUGGGGCGGAGCCUAAAAAGGAGGCUGCAAAGGAGGAAGACGGCUGUGCAUGUGAGGCACAUGUACUCCACCAGGCGACCAUUCCGUCCCACCGUGGCGACUGCAUCAGUGUCCGCUGACUUCACCAGCUACCAAAGCAACCGCCCAGCCCGACUUGCACCACUAGAGGAAGGGGACCUCAUUGAGUUCCCUUGCGACCGCUUUCUGGACACUAACAGUGUUCACAGAGACAGUGACAUGCAGAGAUUCACUGACUAGAGCUAUACACCAUGAAAACUCUAACAAAGUUGACAUGUGUAUUGCUUGUGCUGCAAAACACAGUCCCCUCUCCUGACGCACCACUAUCAUAUUAAACACACAGGUGUGUUUGUUGCUGUGAUCAAACCAAGUCAACAAUCCCACCAUUUUGUGUUUUGGAUUCUUGUCGGACCACAAGAAUAACUUUAAAAGUGACUUUAGAACAGCUGAGCUCAUCAGUGCCUUUUCAGACACCAGAGGAAGUCUAAUCCCUCUGACUUCCUCUUCCUGCUUUGUGCUUUUCCUCUUUCAUUUCCUUGCACCUGCGAGUGCUCUUAAAAGUGUGAUUUGUGUGUG
This is a messenger RNA of Epinephelus fuscoguttatus (brown-marbled grouper), 3105 nucleotides long. It is a transcript of the gene tril, whose product is annotated as TLR4 interactor with leucine-rich repeats. The transcript has a single exon. Gene Ontology annotation, cellular component: glutamatergic synapse; postsynaptic density membrane; plasma membrane. NCBI's taxonomy places the organism in Eukaryota, Metazoa, Chordata, Actinopteri, Perciformes, Serranidae. Gene Ontology annotation, biological process: synaptic membrane adhesion; regulation of axonogenesis; modulation of chemical synaptic transmission. Gene Ontology annotation, molecular function: cell-cell adhesion mediator activity. The coding region runs from base 274 to 2769 and encodes 831 amino acids. The record is from RefSeq and is a predicted model, not a curated record.